AACGAUUUAUAAUAUUAGUUUUACAGACGACUUUUGGAUUAACAAAAGCUUGAGUUUUAUAUUUAUGGAUGCAGAUUAAUAAUCAGCGUUUUUAAGAAUUACCUCAACUACAUUCAACUUACAGCCGAGUGCACUCUUCAUUGAAAUGGAUAGUAGUAAGCGAAAACUUUAGUGAGACACACAUACACAGUGUGUAUGGUCAGAAGGUUAUUGAAAGAGCGAGUUUGGCGCAAGAUAGGUGCCGACACUUCAGAAGGUAGUAAAAUUUGGUUUUGAACGGAAAGUCAUAGCAACUGCGGUUUUCAGGGUUCAAUAGACGACAGUCGGGGGCACAUGCCAACGUGGAAAAGUGAUUUUCCUAGGUUGUUUUUCAGACCAGAUUUAGCCUACGAAAUUAAGGACAAAUUAGCGAACUUUUUAGAGGGAUUUUUUUUCGCAGGAUUGGCACCCCGACAUGCCCUCUUCACAUUGGUAUCUAAGCAAUUUCUAGAUUUCGCUUCUUUGAAAGACCCUAGACCUUUUAAGGAAGAAACUUCAUGCAGUACAUUUUUCGCUGAAAAGGAAAAAAAUACUCCGAAUAUAGGUUUUCGAUUAUGCUAAUCGACAUGAAAGGGUUUGUUCUGAUAUUGAAUUGUAAUUUUACGUUGAACUCAUGAGCACAAGCACAUGAAAAUGCUUAUUUUCGAGUUCCUUUGACAAACAAAAUAUGUUUUUCUUACAGUCUAGUUUCCAGCUUUAAUAGAGUGAUCAUAUUGGAAAGAAAUAUGCUAUAGAAAUCAUUCGUCUUUCAAAACUACACUGUAGUCUUAAUCCCAUUGAACUCUCAUGGAAUAAUCUCAAACAGUUUUUUCGUGAUCAAAAUACAACAUUUCGUCAGAAUGAUGUAAAACAAUUAAUUGAGCAAUUUAUGGUGGCGAUGGAUUAUAAACUUGCAAGUUCAUAUUUUCAUCAUGUUUAUAAAGUCGAAGAGAUGUAUAAAGCAGCAGAUGAAAUUAUGGAACAAGAAAUUGAACCACAUAUACAAUCUGAGAGUGAAGAAACAGAUUCUGGUGACGAUGAGGAAAGCGUGGAAUAA
This is a messenger RNA of Didymodactylos carnosus, 1075 nucleotides long. Lineage: Eukaryota; Metazoa; Rotifera; Eurotatoria; Philodinida; Philodinidae. The record is from the annotation of a GenBank genome assembly.